Sparassis crispa is the source of this 2754-nucleotide messenger RNA. RefSeq lists its product as hypothetical. The record is from RefSeq and is a predicted model, not a curated record. The transcript has 11 exons. Bases 1 to 2754 code for a protein of 917 amino acids. Lineage: Eukaryota; Fungi; Basidiomycota; Agaricomycetes; Polyporales; Sparassidaceae.
AUGGCGCACACCUUGUCAAAUGUACCUGGUCCAGCACCUCUGCCGGCCCCUCUCGCUGAGCAAGUCCCUCCAGCGAUGUUACUUCUGGCAGAGUAUUUUAUGGAUGUUGACAAUGAGGAUGUGUCUUAUGUGGAUGGGAAGAACACAAGUGAUCCAGUCAUGGAGGCUUACAUGGACAAUGAUAGUACCACAAAUGUGUUAGCCCACGACAUGCAUCACCUUGAACAACAGCUCGAGAACUUACAGAAUGGUGAAGAUGUUCACCUCAGACUGGGUGAUAUGGUAUCGGUGAUGGCGGAAGGUGAGGAGCAUGGAGAGACAGAUGCAACAGUCCUGGAUAUUAUUGCAGCUAUGCGCUUCAUGGGCAUUGAGGACUCCGAUAGUGAAGAUGACAUUGAAGACAUGUUCUGUAAAGAGGUACCAAUGAGAAUGGAUGGAGACUGGAAACCCUAUGGAUCCAAAACGAUGUUCAUGCUGGACCUUCUUGAUAACCUUCCGCGACUGCGACUCUCAGAUGACCAUAUGAAGACAUUCAUUUGGAUUAUGAAGGAGUGCGGAACGCCCGAUGUUCCAUCCUUUUCUGCACUGCGAAAGAAGCAAGCCGAACUAGCACACAAAGUCAAUGUUGAGACAAAGCAACAUGAAUCGUCACAAUCGAAUCUUUUCUAUGUGAACGUGCCAUUAGCAACGGUGAAAUUGGACUUCGCCAACCCACUUGUACAGCCACACAUUCAAGUCUAUCCUGAGGUUGGAUGCUCUGUAUCAGAAUUCUAUCACGGAGAGAAAUGGCAGUACAUUAAGGAAGAUGAACUAGAUCUCAACCAGCUUAUGUGGGCGGACUGGAUAAACACACCUCAUAGGCAUUUUUACAUCAAAGAACUUGCAGAAGUCCGAGACGGUCGACUUGUGAUUCCGUUGAGAUGGGUGGUGGACAAUAACAUUGAAUGCUUUGACGGUUACGUGGUCCAGUAUAAUUCAAUGUGCGACUUGUUCGAAAUACAAGAUAAGGACCUUAUUCGUCUGCAAGCGACCGAAUUAUCCGCCAACUAUUUUGAUCUGAAGACGCGUGGCUGUAGCUUCAAGUUCCCAGACUUCGCUCCCAAAUGGGUAUAUGAGAUGCCACACCCGGUGUGCGGUGUCGCAAAUGGCCGACCAACAUUCACCAUACGCAUGAUGUGCUGGAGUGACGACGUAUCUGGAAAUAAGACAAAACAGUUCAAUCCCCACACAAACAUAUAUCUCGCAAACAUCAAUCUUCCGCAUCAGAAACUGCAACAAGAAUAUUUUGUCAAGUUCUGCUCAACGUCACAGCAUGCCUCGUCAUCGGAGCAGAUGGAUGCUGUCCUCACUGACACCGGUGAAGAUCGCUGGCAUACUGCAUAUGAUUGUCAUCUGGAACAGGAGAUCUUGUUCCGUGUCAUCAUUCAUGUCUUACCGGCAGAUAAUCCACAGCAAUCUGAGCAUUGCUCUCAUAUUGGCGGGAACAGAAAUUACUCGUGUCAUUGUUGCAUGGCUGGAGGCAUGGCGGAGGAGCGAGAAAGUGAUAUAGGCUAUGAGAAAAUGUUCUCGCCCGAUAAUCCUCGGCGUACUCAUGCGGGAAUAGUUGAAGAAAUUCGGCAACAACUCUUUGCUGCCGGACUUGGCGUACAGGACAACAUCGACGAGAUGCAGACACGAAGUGGGAUCAAGGAUAAGACUGCGCAACAUUGGAUCGAAAUCGUUAUAGCAAGAGCACGUACCAUGCAGGCCGCUCGCCUCUCUAAUCCUAUUAUCAAGGAUGCACGGCUAAAGAAUCCCCGAUUGACUGGAGACAACUGCAAAGCUGUUAAGGCAGAAAUAAAGCACGAGAUUCAGCUUGAGUGUCACGAGUGGCUUGUUAUGCAGCCCCCAUCUCGUUACAAUGCACUUCCAGAGGACUCGCCGCUUCGUGAUGGUAAUGCCACACGACCUGGCAACCACUUCAAUGUCCUCUUCUCGUGUCCGCGGACUCUCGAUCCUCCCAUCGACACACCUGGAGAGAUCCUUCACACCUAUCUGCUCGGUGAGACGAAGUAUGUCUGGCACAAAACAACGAGUGAAUGGGACAAGAAGAAGGACAGCACAUUCGCAAUUAGACUUCGAGCGUCAUCCGUAGACGGUCUGCUUCUCUUGCCUGUUCGAAGUGACUACAUCGUGCAGUACAAAAACUCUCUGGUCAGAAGACAUUUCAAGAUCCUGCAGCAAGUUGGUGCCUUUCAUCUGUAUGGCGGUAUGUGCCCAGAUCUUGUUCUUGAUCUUUGGAAGGCAAGUGGAGAGCUCGGCGCAAUGCUCUGGUACCAUAGCAUAUGUAACAUGGAAGAGUAUUUGGCUGACCUCAAAAUACUCAUCGCCAAUGUCCUCGACAUUUGGGCGCUGAUCGAUCCAAACCGCAUCCUUACGAAAAUGAAGCUCCAUGUGUUGCCGCAUCUUAUCAAAGACAUUCGACGCUUUGGACCUGCAGUCCUCUACUCAACAGAGAUCUUCGAGUGCUGGAACGCAAUCUUUCGAUUCUGCAGCAUUCUCUCAAACCACCAAGCACCAAGCCGUGACAUCGCUAUCACUCUAGCCGGUAUGGAGCGGUUCAAGCAUCAGGUCAGCGGCAGAUGGUGGCAUGAUACAGAUGGCCAAUACAUCCGUGCCGGAGAAAAGGUGUGUAGUUUCUUACAGUUGAAUCCAGCCUUGCAGCGUCGACUUGGAUGGGUCCAUCCGGAGAUGAUGGUUGCUGGUGAGUUCUGA